This is a messenger RNA of Mangifera indica (mango), 1315 nucleotides long. Its product is annotated as probable protein phosphatase 2C 39. Gene Ontology annotation, cellular component: nucleus; cytosol. The coding region runs from base 247 to 1080 and encodes 277 amino acids. Gene Ontology annotation, biological process: protein dephosphorylation. The record is from RefSeq and is a predicted model, not a curated record. Gene Ontology annotation, molecular function: protein serine/threonine phosphatase activity. The transcript is spliced from 5 exons. Lineage: Eukaryota; Viridiplantae; Streptophyta; Magnoliopsida; Sapindales; Anacardiaceae.
GUGCGAGAGUCUUGAAUCCUCAUCAUCACUCCUUCCAUUUCACAGUUGUCCUUCUCUUUCCACUUCCUCUUGUGUCCUUCUUUCUUUUCUUUUUUCCUCUCAUUUUACCUCCUACUGUUCUUAUUUUUUUUGUAUUAUAAAUACAAACUUCACGAUUUAAUAAGACGCCAUGGCCGGGAAAGAAUUCCUCCAUAAAAUGAAGGUGAUUACUUUCAUUUCUUACAAUUUAAGCUCGUUUGCUGUUAUAUGGAUCUAAUUAUGUUGGAAAAAGUUGGACUAGGUUCAUCUGCUGAUUCUGGAAAAGGGAAGAGUAAGAUGUCAAAGCAUGUAACUCAUGGCUAUCACUUGGUGAAGGGGAAAUCAAGUCAUCCUAUGGAAGACUAUGUUGUUGCACAGUUCAAGGAGGUCGAGGACAAUGAACUUGGUUUAUUUGCAAUAUUUGACGGGCAUUUAAGCCAUGAAAUUCCUGACUAUCUGCGGACACAUUUGUUUGAGACAAUCUUAAAUGAGCCUAACUUCUGGACAGAACCAGAGACAGCAAUCCAGAGAGCUUAUCGUAUUACUGAUGAUACUAUAUUGGAGAAAGCAGUUGAUUUGGGUAAAGGAGGUUCAACUGCAGUUACAGCAAUAUUGAUCAACUGUCGAAAGCUGGUAGUAGCUAAUAUUGGUGAUUCUCGAGCAAUUAUGUGCAAAAAUGGUGUGGCCAAGCAGCUUUCAGUUGAUCAUGAGCCAAGUGUAGAAAAGGAUAAGAUUGAAGGCAGAGGCGGGUUUGUGUCAAACUUUCCGGGGGAUGUUCCACGAGUUGAUGGACAAUUGGCAGUGGCAAGAGCAUUUGGGGACAAGAGCUUGAAAAAACAUCUCAGUUCAGAACCACAUGUCACAGUAGAGAUGAUUGAUGAAGACACGGAAUUCAUUAUCUUGGCAAGUGAUGGGUUAUGGAAGGUAAUGUCAAACCAAGAAGCAACAGAUGCUAUCAAACAUGUAAAGGAUCCUCGGUCUGCUGCAAAGCAUCUUACUGAAGAGGCGCUUGCUAGAAAAAGCUCAGAUGACAUUUCCGUUGUAGUUGUAAGAUUUGGAUGAUAUAAGAUUAGGUUCAACUUGUGUCUGAUAAAAAUCUCAGUAAUGUAAUGUGUUAUAACCCUUGUUAUAGUUAGGGGCAUCAAAAUCUCUUGCCAUAAAAGAACCCUUUGUGUUCGCAUCACCAAUGUUCCAUGUUCAAGCAAAAUGCCAUUGUAUUUUAUAUAUUUCUGAUUCAAGUUUAUUGUUACUUUGGUUGAUCAAUUAUGGAAAACAUCGAGCUUGUUGUUUUGCUUUA